UACAUGUCCAAAACGAUGCUCACCGCGGUGGAUCAGGCUCUCGCCGCUGGUGUCCUUGACUGUCUAUUUUUUUAGAAUGUUGUGGGUUAGGUCUGAAGAUUGCAACGGGAUUGAUCUUAGUCGUGUUCUCUUUAAUUCUUUCAGCUAUGUUGCCUGUAACUAAUCAAGAACUUCACAAGUUUCUUCUUAAGAGUCCGCUUCUCCACCCAGCCACAGGCUUUGUCGAAAAGGCUCGCAAAUGCUUCAACGAGGCGGAUAACCGUUGGCAUUUCGUGUUCAUGGACAAAAUCAGUCAAGUUGCCAUCAAGGUGGACCAGGCAACUCGUGCGGGGAACAGCGCUGGGCCAGCUCCUAUCGCGCAAGGAUUCUCGAUGCAGCACUACAUGGACCAAGCUGCAGCCCAAGCCGCACAGGGCAAUGAUGCUGGUUGGCUCGGUGGUGUCUUGCAGGAUGAGGAGUCCAGGGAAGAGGCUGAGGGACAGCACGGCGAUGCUGGCGCGGCCGCUGCUGCAGAUGAAGACUCUGACUAAGUGAGAAGAUGAAGUCUGUUGUUGAUGAAGAGCGCUGUCGCCUUCUGCUUGCAGAAGUCGGCUGUAGCUAAACACCACAGAGAGACCUGCGCAGAGAAGUUGGCUAGCUAUGAAAUCUUUUACAUGUUAGCCCGUGAAAGCUUCAGGAUGAUACUACCGCGCCAUAAUUGUUUCGCGUUCUUGUUUACUGCAGCCACCACCUCGAAGCUCGUACCACCAUGCAAGAUUUGGCUUCCAUCUUCUCAAAAGUUCAUUGAUCUUCUGGUGUAAUGAUUAUGCGAACAUCUAGCGAGUGUUUCAAUUCAUUCCCCACCCGAGUCAUAUUUCAUACUUAAUGAGAGAAUCUAUAAAUAUGGCGCCUUCUCUGUUUAUUUCCGACGUUGAAUUGAUAACAUCUUUUGGGAGUGGUCUAGUAUUGUUCGACGCCAUUAGAGGAAGUCACUGAGAGACGUGCACAGACAGCAUGUGGCUUCUAUUUCAUCAGUUGAGGUGAUAACAUUUCACGACAAGGGCGGUAGUCUAUGAGUUGUUUGAUGAAGUAGGGCUGCAACAUGUUUCGACCUAUUUCCCCUGCGGGGGUUUCUUCAUGAGUUCGCGAAAUAUAAAAGAAUUAUGAGAAAAAUGAAGGGGAUGAUAGUGGUGCCCCAUAUCUGUUGUUAUUAAGUCCUCGCAUCUUUCUUAGGUAUUUUCUGCUGGUGGUCCAACGAGUGGAGGUAAGGGGAUGAGAAGUGCUGAGACUAAGUUGCGGGGACAAUAUUGCCCAAAUAUCACCAAGGGAUGAGGAUUGGCACUUUACUAGGGUGUAUCGUGUGGCGUAAGGGGAAACAAUAUGAAAAAAUGUCCAUCGUCGUGAAUUAUUAGAGGCCGCGAGCCAGUGCUGCCCGUCUAUCCCCACUGUCUCAGGCAUUCCAGCCUUUGCAUGUCGGGGAAUAUUUUCAAUAUAAACGUCUUGAGAAUUCAAGUGCUCACACACUUGACGCUGUACCGCUUCAGCGAGUCUGGAGAGACUCUGAAGACAGUGCAGCAAUGAAAAACCUAAUCACCGAACCCGACCCAUGAAGUUUUAGAUGUAACCCCUGCGGGGGUUUUCGCCGCUACUAU
Amoebophrya sp. A25 is the source of this 1631-nucleotide messenger RNA. NCBI's taxonomy places the organism in Eukaryota, Dinophyceae, Syndiniales, Amoebophryaceae. The record is from the annotation of a GenBank genome assembly.